AUGGAAGACAUCAAGAAAAAAGAGAAUCACACGAACGACUCAAAUCUCCAACCCACCAAACGCCUAGGAAAUCAAUCUUGGGAAGGGAAUAAAGCCGGAAAGGAGGCCGUGGCUAUGUAUGGAAAUGCUGGAAAUAUUCCUGCGAAUUCUGAGCAGCAGAAUUUUAAGAAUAAUGAUGUGACGGAUCGGGCGCAGGCUGUGUAUGGGAAUUUGGGUGGGGCGGAGUUUCAUGCGUUUUUUGGUAGGAAGCGCGUCACCCUCAAAAUGGCUGACCCACCGCCGCCGUGCUACUUGCUCAAGAAGAUUCCGGCGGAAUUGCGCAACCGCAUCUACGAACUGACCUUCGCGCCUGAUGACGAACAAAAUGAGGCUGGCGAGGUCAGUCUCUGCAAGGCAAAGUCGCCACCCAAGGACUUGCUUGUGACCUGUCGUAAAAUCCACGGCGAGGCUGCCAAGAUGUACAAGGCAGAGCAUCAGCGCUACUGGAGAAGCACCAAAUUCAAGAUCGACAGAGAUGAGGGAGAAAUGUAUUCUGGCGCUCUUGAUGCGUUAAGGGAGGAAGACCUUGACCAUGUGACCCAGCUUCGCAUCUACGCGAUGUUCUACAUGACAGAGGAGUUCUCAGACGAGGAGGUCGGUUCAGGCGACGAAGACCCUUGA
Messenger RNA from Pseudocercospora fijiensis CIRAD86, 660 nucleotides. RefSeq lists its product as uncharacterized. The transcript is spliced from 4 exons. NCBI's taxonomy places the organism in Eukaryota, Fungi, Ascomycota, Dothideomycetes, Mycosphaerellales, Mycosphaerellaceae. The coding region runs from base 1 to 660 and encodes 219 amino acids. The record is from RefSeq and is a predicted model, not a curated record.